Molecule: messenger RNA, 2416 nt
Organism: Dunckerocampus dactyliophorus (ringed pipefish)
Lineage: Eukaryota; Metazoa; Chordata; Actinopteri; Syngnathiformes; Syngnathidae
Gene: drgx
Product: dorsal root ganglia homeobox
Exons: 6
Coding region: 144-1061 (305 amino acids)
Biological process (GO): regulation of transcription by RNA polymerase II
Molecular function (GO): DNA-binding transcription factor activity, RNA polymerase II-specific; RNA polymerase II transcription regulatory region sequence-specific DNA binding
Source: RefSeq, a predicted model, not a curated record
CACUUCUCUAUAGAGCAGCAAACACUAGAGCAGUUAGAGGAUGCUCCUGCAAAACAAACUCAACUUUGACUUGUAACCGUGUGCGUGCGUGUGUGCGAAAGAGUGAUUUUUCUUUUCUUUUUUUUUUUUUUUGAAGCUGCAGGAUGUUCUACUUCCACUGCCCUCCCCAGCUGGAUGCAGAGUGUUGUCGCUCCAACACAUUGAAUUCGAGCACUUUUGCCAACCACGCCCCAGCUGAUUUCGACGAUGGCUUCCUGCGGAGGAAACAGCGCAGGAACAGGACCACGUUCACUUUGCAACAGCUGGAAGCCUUGGAGGCGGUCUUCGCACAGACCCACUACCCGGACGUGUUCACGCGUGAGGAGCUGGCCAUGAAGAUCAACUUGACAGAGGCCAGAGUGCAGGUGUGGUUUCAGAACCGCAGGGCCAAGUGGAGGAAGACGGAGCGAGGUGGCGCAGACUCUGAAGGAGGUAAGGAGCAGAUAACCGAGGGCGCUCCUCCGACCCGCGGCAUCAACCCUCAGUCGCCCUCCGAGCAGAGCAGAAAACAGAAAGAACCGCUGGAGAUGCAGCAGAGCAUGAACAGGCCCGUGGGUCCUGGCGGUCCCUUCUUCCCAUCAUGUCUGCCGGGGACCCUCCUCAACUCUGCCACCUACGCCCAGGCCCUCUCUCAGGUCGCCACAUUGAAAGGUAAUGCUUUGUGUUCCUGCUGCGUUUCGGACCCCAUGGGCUUAUCCUUCCUGCCGCCCUACGGUUGCCAGGGCAACCGCACAGCCAGCGUGGCCGCCCUGCGCAUGAAGGCCCGCGAGCACUCGGAGGCGGUGCUGCAGUCGGCCAACCUGCUCGGCGCCGGGCCCGGGGUUGGCGGCGUCGGGGUCCUGUCCGGGGUGACGGGCAUGACGGGAGCCGGCAUGGUGAGGCCCUCGGCGACCGCUCCGGCUCAGGUGGAAGUGAGCGGAACAGCCGGAAGAGGAAGCGACAGCUCCAGUCCUAACACGGCCUCCAAGGUGUCUGACAAGCACCCUCAUUGCGCCGAUAAGGACGUACUGGAGAAGAAGUGAGGACUCUCAAGGGUCCGAGACUGUCUGCUGGUCCUCUAGGCACAACUACGGAGCUAUUUCAAUUAUUAUUAUGAUUUGUGAACAUUUGGGGACUUGUUUUCCUCAUGAAAGCACAAGUUUGGAUCGGUUUUUCUGCACUCCUUCAUGGACUAGUACGGUAAAGGACAAAAUGAUUCCGAAACAGGGCAAAUUUUGAGUUAAAGCUUUGGUGAACGGGUGUUGUUUCGCUGAGAAUGACACAAGAAAGUAGCAAAAGACUGCGCAAUGUUGUGUUGCAUCCACUAUUUUCAUUGUUUUUGUCCAAAAUGAUUCAUACCCUUUUUCAAUGCAUGCACCGGAUCCAAUCGUCUCAGUCCCCUGACGGCCGUAUUAAAUUUAUGCGGGAACGAUUAUACAAAUGUUUAUUAUUAUACUGUUAUGAGCAAAGGUUUUUGGCCUAUUUUUUAACUGUUCCCAUGAGGUUUUUAAAAUUGCUCGGCAGGCCAGAUCAAAUGCUCUCGUGGGCCAUGUAUGGUGAAAAAAAAGCAUGUUGUUUUUUAUUAUUUGCUCAAACGCAGGGGGGGUUUCAGAGUGUGAGACUUCAGGGGAGGCGUCGCAGCUUUACAAAAAUAAAGAAAAACAUCUUUUUUAAAUCUGCGAAGCUAACUUCGGAUAUGUUUAAAGGCAAAAUGAGUUCCUACAGUGAGGGUUUGGGGUGAGAAGAAAGCUCCACAAAAUAUACCCUAGAAAAAUUGUUUUGGGGGGAGUAAAAUGUAUUACAAUCCCCACAGAAGACCCCGGACAUAACGCAACUUCUCACAGUCUUUUGCCACUUUUGUGUAUUAUUUCCAGUUAAAAUAAGACUCAUUCAACAAAUAAAAAUGCACUUGGACUGGGAAUUUGGCCAGAGUAUAAAUCACUCUGCCUUAAAUGUAAACUUCCACUAAUAGCCAACGGAUAAUGUGAAUUUAUGUCACUUGUUUUCCCUCCGGCGGGCCGACGCUGAACCUAUUGUGAAUGUUGAUGCAUGUAACUAAUGGCAGGGCUUUGCCGCAUUCAUGUCUUUCCACACGUCAAUCUCUCCAUUCUUGUUGAUCUUGAAGUGAAAGUGCACUUUAAUAUAAUAUCAAAUCAGCCAUUUCCAGUGUAAAUACGUCCAUGUGGCAGUUACAGCAGCCCCCCCACCCCCGCCCUUCUCCACUCUUCUGUUAGCACGAUGUCUGUAUUACCGACAGACAGCGAACACACCGCUGCUCCUGUUGUGACAUGUUCUUUAAAACAAUUAAAGAUGUAGUCGCUCAUGUUCCUCUCACUGCAGCCAUCUGUUCUUAUCCAUUAUUCAGCAGCUCCUCUUUAAAGCCAAGGAGAGCAGACUU